Hylaeus volcanicus is the source of this 2840-nucleotide messenger RNA. It is a transcript of the gene Ccdc85, whose product is annotated as coiled-coil domain-containing protein 85C. The record is from RefSeq and is a predicted model, not a curated record. The transcript has 4 exons. Lineage: Eukaryota; Metazoa; Arthropoda; Insecta; Hymenoptera; Colletidae. Bases 1280 to 2572 code for a protein of 430 amino acids.
CUUAAAGCCCUACCAGCGGCAUCGUCGGCAAUCUCUUUGGAGAUCGCGGGCCCCCGGUCGUCGCCAUAUUAGUAGUACGCGAUUUUCACGCGAAUUGCGGCUACAUACAACUAUACACCACAAACCACACCGUUGAAUGCGGUGCGUGGUGCCAGUAAAAAGACGAAAAAUCGGUUCUGUGAUUCGAUGCAAAGAUAAGAGCAAGAUUCGAGAAAGAAGUGGAACGAUUAUGCGCGAGUACGGUAACUCCAUUAGCGAUCGAGUCGUUUUCUUUCGUAUCGGAUGUUGAAAACUAAAGAUAAAUAAGGAGAAAGAGGGAAGGAACGGAUCGGAUUGUCGGAUGGUUGACGGUAGCGUAUCAAACGUAUCGAUCGACGAUCGAAGACGUAAGCUUAUUCCCCGUGGUGAACGACAACGACAACUGGAAUGGGCCACUCGGUGUUACGGCACUGCGACUUGUGAAAUGCGACGGGCCAGCAGCGAGAGAAACGGGGGCCCGUGCCCCGACUGAGCGCAUUAGCUCUCGGGAGUGCGAUCGAGUUCGACAUCGCCAGUUGCCGGUAUCCUCGGGAUACUCUCGUAACGAAAAAACAAGUGUCCGAGGCAAACCUUUAGCCAGGUGACUCGAGGCAAGAGUCUCUCCGUUCUCUGAUUCGACGCUAUCGCUAUGGUCGCAGGCGUAGUCGUCCUUUGGUCGUGUUCGUCCAUCUCGUCCACCUCGUCUCGAGCGUCGCUGACAGAUGGGACGUAGACAUACCGAGAGAUUGGUAGGAGCUGACCCGUAACGUGACAACUAACAAUCUUUAAUACCGCAACGGAAGCCAACGCUGUGCGCGAGUACGCACCGUCGAGGAUUCGUUCCACGCGUACCUACAGUUUAACGGAAAGAGAGUACCGUCGCGAUUUCGCGAAUGCUCUCAAGACAGGACACGUCUUAUUGUUAGAGAAAUGCACGACAGUGUCGACGAACACGCACGGAAGAGUCUAAGCAGAUUUUGGACGGCUGGCCUGUCGGACGAUAAGGUAAGACGCGGGCUAUCGGACCGGCUAGCUCUGAAGUAUUAAGUCCGGUCUUAACACACACACACACACAAAAAUCACACAUACACCCGCCCGCGCGCUAAGAAGAGAAAAGAAAGAGUGUAGAAGAGCGAGAGAGGGACCGAACGCUGACCCACAUUUCAACGGGUCGAACGAAGCAACCCGGCACGAAGAAGAAACCACGUCGGUGGACUUUCUGAAAUGGGACACGGCACAGCCUGGAGCUAAAUUAGCCGCGAUGUCCAAUAAGAGUAAGUCCCAGCCGCCGCAGCAGCAGCAGCAGCAGCAGCAGCAGCAGCAGCAACAGCAGCAGCAUCCGUUGCACGUGAUCAAAUCAACGACAGUGGAACAAGUGCCACCGCGAUAUCAGCCACCGCCACAGCCGACCAGCGGUAUCCUCAAGAAUCAUCCUCACUUUGGUCCAGCCACUUCCGUAUCGACUUCGGUAUCGACCAGUGUUCAAGGCCCAGCCGUGACCUUGAGUCAUCAUCCUCAAGCAACGCAGCAGCGAUUGGUGCCGCAGCAGAAGGAUGCCCAAAGCAAGUACUCGCCGAGGAUAGAGCAUCGACACCCUCCAACCGGUAACGCCGCUCUGACAGCGGCCGUUUCAAAAACGCAGCCGCACGGUUACCUACAGGCCAAGGUCGGCCAAGGUCAAUACUUGCCACCUAACGGUCAGUAUCCUCCCACGGUAAAUACGGCGCAAACACCGCCGAUUAGACAGAGGCUCACCGACGACGAGUUUCUCCGACUCGGGCCCGUGGAAAUGCUCAAGUUCGUCCGCAAGACCGAGUCCGACAUCGCGAGACUCGCCGCCGAGCAGAAUCGACAGAUACAGAGCUUGCUGAGCGAGUUGCGCGCGUUAAAGGAAGCAAACCAAAGAUUAAGCGACGAUAAUCAAGAGCUACGAGAUCUCUGUUGCUUUUUGGACGACGAUCGUCAAAAGGGGCGAAAGUUGGCGAGAGAAUGGCAAAGAUUCGGAAGGUACACGGCGAGCGUUAUGCGUCAGGAAGUUUCCGCGUACCAAAAUAAAUUGCGUCAGUUGGACAAUAAGCAGCAGGAGUUGAUCAAGGAUAAUCUCGAGCUAAAAGAAUUGUGCCUUUAUCUGGACGAGGAACGAGGAGGCGGCGGUCAGAGAGACGACGGAGACGGUUCGAGUUCGAGUACCAAUGCCGAAGAGACUGUUCCUCCGAGACCUAGGCACGCGUCUACGUUUAACGAUCAAACGAUGCAGUACGUAAGAAGUUUGGAGCAACGGGUCAAACAGCUCGAAGAAGACAAAAGUGUUCUACAAGCACGAGCGCAAGGUUGGGAACUACCGCCUGGCGAGAUUUGGGACAAUCCGAAUAAUUCCAGUGAAAAUCCUCAUUUGGGAGGCCGACCGGAAGCGGUGGUACGAGCUCUUCAGGUUCUCGAAGUUAGGGAACAGCUUGAAAGAGAAGGCGGCCAUGACGGGGAGAAGGCUUUGGUCAGAGAAAUGUGUAACGUUGUCUGGCGAAAACUGGAGGAAGGCCCGCAAACCAGGCAUUGAUAAUUCUAUCGUAAGCUCAAUUCGUCCAACGCUCGAGAGUCUCGAGUAAACGUUGUUACGCGAAUCAUUCGUUUGUUCGCGUAAUGUACCUAAUAGUAUUAUAGAUGAUAGUAGUUAAUGGAAAUGUUGUAAAUUUGAUAGAUUUAUACGCACGUACCUACGAAUAUUUCGAUUUAAGAGUCAAUUUGCCUAGUUUACACUAUUUAUAUAAAGAUCAUGGGCGCCAUUAGACUGCCCGCGUGAACUGUUAACAAACUUUAUUUUUUAU